Metarhizium brunneum ARSEF 3297 is the source of this 1212-nucleotide messenger RNA. RefSeq lists its product as uncharacterized. Gene Ontology annotation, molecular function: zinc ion binding; nucleic acid binding. NCBI's taxonomy places the organism in Eukaryota, Fungi, Ascomycota, Sordariomycetes, Hypocreales, Clavicipitaceae. The record is from RefSeq and is a predicted model, not a curated record.
AUGUCUUCAAACAAGCAGAUGAGCAAGGGAGUAGAAGACGGCGUUGUGGAGCAGCCCGGUGGCAGCCGCAGAGUCCGCUCCCUCAACGACGAGCGCUCCAGCUUCGUGGCCACCACCACCACCAGGGAUCUCUCGGGGGCCAUGGAGGAUAUAGCAAGGCGUUCCGAGGCGCAUGACGACGAUGAUUGGGUCAUCUAUGCCAACAAUGCUUCACGCAUGUUGACAGGUGGACUCCUGCCGCCGCCGCCAGCCCCUCCCAGGGAUUUGCUUGGCAUCACAGCCAGUCCCCGGACUCCGGCCUCAGUCCAACGCGGAGCAUUCCGUGGACAGGCCCGGGACGCUCGGGGGUCGCAGACGCCACGGUCAGGCCAAGGCCGCCGAGGGCAAGACCGCCGAGGGUGGCAAGUCCAAGGACAGAACUCCCGUGGACAAGACCGCCGCGGCCAAUCACGCGGGCCCAGCCGUGGUGGCAUUCAAAAAUCUCGCCGUCAGGGGACAUCGUCUUCUGCUCGUAGCUUGGGGGCCAGGCUCGGCCAGGACCCUUCAAUCAUACAAGAUGCCAACAAGUGGCGUCAACAGGAGGUGUCUCGAGGUCGCGACACGGCCCGGGCAGCCCAAGAGAAAGCUCAAAAUGAGCUCUUUUGCGGCAAUUGCCUCAAGCAUGGACAUAGAGUCCGUGACUGUGUCCAUCCGGCCGAGGACGGCUUUGUGCACGGCUGUCCUGUCUGCAAUAAAGCUGACCAUGAGUCAGCUAAAGAUUGCAAGCAGACAUGGCCGCAACGUCUGGAAAGGAAGCUGGGUUGGGCGAUUGAACACCGCGCCAACCGUCCUACUCUGGCCGCGUUCCCCAACUGGGCAAAACUAUUCAUGGAGGCCAGUGAAAAAGGUGACAUCACCUUGCCAUCAAAAUUCCCGUGGACACCAUUUUUCGCCCAGGAAUUGAUGGAGCGCGAGACUCAGCCUUGGACAGAUUUUGACUAUGUCGCAAACGACUCGUCUAAACUGCCCUUGGAUCCUAUGACGGCCGGCCAAGAAACCGUCAUUGAGCAUGCGGAAUCACUUUUCCAGAUUCCACUCCAAGUCAUUGGCAGUACCGGUGGUGACCCAUGGUACCCACGACGGGAGGAGGAUGAGGACAUGGCCGACCCGCGCCCUUUUCACCGUCCUGCCAGUGACAAGCUGGAUGAAAGGAUGGAUGAAGACUUGUCUUGA